Molecule: messenger RNA, 1164 nt
Organism: Acanthamoeba castellanii str. Neff
Lineage: Eukaryota; Discosea; Longamoebia; Acanthamoebidae
Exons: 4
Coding region: 1-1164 (387 amino acids)
Molecular function (GO): actin binding
Source: RefSeq, a predicted model, not a curated record
AUGGUGUCGUGCGGCAAGUGCAACGGCGCCAAUGCCGAGUCGGCCAAAUUCUGCGUGCACUGCGGAGCCAAGAUAGAGCUGCCCCCGCCGUCGGCCGGGGCGAGCUUCAAGCGCGAGUACGACGAGGAAAGGCAGAAGAACGCGGCCCUCCAGACGCGCCUCUCCCAAAUCGAAGCCGAGUUGCGCACUGAAAAGGCCAAGACCGCCCGCCUCGAAGGCGACAUGGCCCAACUUCGCAACGUCUCCUCGGCCGCCGCUUCAUCUCCUCGACCGGACGGGCGCGUGAAGGAACUGGAGACCGCGUUGGUCGCGGCGGAGAGGCGCGCCGCGGAGGCCGAGCACAAGGCCGCGUCAGCUACGCAGCAGGCGACGGCCCAGCGCGAGCUUGAAACGAAGCUGUCCGCCGCAGAGCGACGAGCGACCGACGCCGAGAGGCGCGCCGCGGAGGCCGAACGCAAGGCCUCAACCGCCGCUGCCGCCGCGCCUGCAUCAUCGCAGUCGUCGGCCUCUACCGCUGCCGUGCGCGAUCUCGAAGCCAAGCUGGCCGCCGCGGAGAAGCGUGCCGCCGACGCCGAACGUCGCGCGUCCGAGGCCGAGCUCAAGGCCGCCAGCGCCGCCAGCGCCCCUGCCCCAGUGGCUUCGUCGGGCGGUCCGCCCCCGCCGCCGUCGUUCGGAGUGAUCAGCAGCGGUGGUCCGCCGCCUCCUCCGUCGUUCGGCGUCAUCAGCAGCGGCGGACCGCCUCCGCCUCCGCCCGCUGCGGGACCCCCGCCGCCGCCGCCCAUGGUGGUGGCCACCCCGCCGCCAGCGGCCGGACGCGGCGCUCUGCUGAGCUCCAUCAACGGCUUCAACAAGGGCGGGCUCAAGAAGGCCAAAACUGUCGACAAGAGCGCACCGAUCGUCAGCAAGGACUCUGGCGGCGGCGGCGGCGGCGGCGGUGGCGGACGAGGAGGCUCGGGCGGCAACAACCUGGCGGCGAUGGCGAUGGCGAUGCGGGGCAAGCUCAAGAGCAACGCGGGACCGGGUCCGGCGCUCCCUGCUCCGGGGCCUGGCCCCUCUCCUCGCGCGGGUGCCCCGGCGACCGGCGCUGCCUCGCCCCGCUUUGGCGCACCCACCACCGGCGUGGCCGGCAGACCCGGGUCCUCCUCUCCCGGCCGCCGCUUCUAG